AUGGAGUACUCUCCCAUCGACCCAAAGACUUACGGGGUGACUAUAGUCUCUCCACAACCUCCUUCUGCACACCAUCGUGGUGAGCAGGGAAGUAAAACACCAUCACAACACAGGCAGAAGCAAGCCAAGCCGGCCAACAACCAAACAGGCUCUUCUACUACUUCCGACCUUCUGAAUCCAACAGAUCCCGAAAUCGAGCGCAGCAGAGACAUCCCAAACAACAGCACCCGAGAUGCGAGAUUAUCACCCCAAAUAAUGGCGCCGAAUCCUGCACCAGCAGCGCAAUCCCCAAUCAGACCAUCCGCGUCACAGCCCAAAAGAGCCAGGAAGACGACAGCUUCAAACGCCGAGGCCCAGACAAAGCGUCGAAGACAAAAUAUUGCCCGUUUUAUGGGGCGAGAGGAUGACUCUAUCGGCACUGAUGAGGAACGCGAGUAUUGGAAUGGAGUUUGGCAGUGCAUAGAUGCAGAAGAAGCACGUCGGAGGGCACUUUCACCAGAGGAAAGACGGCGAGAAGAUAUCAGAAAAGAGGCUCAAGUAUUCAGGAACUACCUAAGGCCACGAUUCGAACCUUAUUCACGCAAUGUGGAAAUUUUGUCGCACUAUCCUAUCUUCAUGCUCCAGGAGGCACCGCCCUCUAACAAUGGAGCGAAGUGUCAACUUGGCAGUUGCACGGAUAGAAUCCUUCCCGGUGAAUACAGAAUUGCCGUGACCCCAGGAAACCAUAAUUAUUACAGAAAUCCAGAUUAUUAUCAUGUCAAAUGCCUCGAAGAGCUUCUUGACCUGUCAUCACCUCACUACCUAGCGCGGUUCGAAUAUGAUAGAACCAGGUAUAUCCCCGACCACGGGGCACAGUGUAUUCUAGAGGAGUAUAUUCAGAGGUGGAAGGUCCGAAUCGGCCUUCUUGGUAAUCAUAUGCGGUCUGCUUCCGAUCCAGUAUCCAACCCACCCGACUCGAAGGGCGGUGACACUUCGACCAUCAUCCGGGAGGAUAAAACCAUUACAAAGCGGUCCGACGACAGUGGUCAAGAGACUGAUAUAGCUGGGCUAACAGCGACAACCCACCAAACUGAAAUGGUCGAAGGAGACGAGUGGCGCAAAGCAGACGAUAUUUGGGAGAAGAGAAGAGAACAAACAACACGGCGUUUACAAGUGGAGCGCUCUCUUUCAAAAGAUGACAAUCCUGCUGUUGAAUGGAACAUCACAAGCUAUUUGCCCCUAGAGGAAGACCCGGAGUACAACGAACGCCACACACUCAGCGAAGCACUUGCUGAAUGGAGUAUAGACCGUCGGCUCGCGACGGAAGAUAUUGAUAGACUAAACGAGAAAGGCCUCAGAGCUCGCGAAGAGUUAGGGGAAGAGAGAGUCAAGAAGAUCAAAAGAUAUGCUGUUGUGCAUAUGCCAACCUGUCAUGGCUUAUUUCUCUCGUGA
Molecule: messenger RNA, 1431 nt
Organism: Aspergillus tanneri
Lineage: Eukaryota; Fungi; Ascomycota; Eurotiomycetes; Eurotiales; Aspergillaceae
Exons: 4
Coding region: 1-1431 (476 amino acids)
Source: RefSeq, a predicted model, not a curated record